AUGCAGUUCUCCACCAUCCUCUUCACCCUCUUCGCCAGCGUUGCCCUCACAGCCCCGGCCGUGGACUCCCCUUCCCUCCAGGCCCGCCAGGGUCCGACGGUGGAUCCGAGGUGUGACGGCUGCCGUAAAAACUGCUUCUUCACGCCGGGCCCUGACCCGGUGUACAGAGCUUGCAUAGACCAUUGCAACAAAGACCUACCUUGUCAUCUGAGUUAUUAG
This is a messenger RNA of Pyricularia grisea, 219 nucleotides long. RefSeq lists its product as uncharacterized. NCBI's taxonomy places the organism in Eukaryota, Fungi, Ascomycota, Sordariomycetes, Magnaporthales, Pyriculariaceae. Bases 1 to 219 code for a protein of 72 amino acids. The record is from RefSeq and is a predicted model, not a curated record. The transcript has 2 exons.